AUGAUGUUUCCGAUUAAUGUUCUACUGUACAAGUGGCUUAUAUUUGCAGUGACUUUCUUAUGGAGCUGUAAAAUUUUACUAAGGAAGCUUUUAGGAAUAAAUAUAACAUGGAUUAACCUGUUUAAACUAGAAAUAUGCGGUUUAUCCUUAGAAGAUGGUACCGUCAGGCUAAAAUCCGUUCGUUUUGCUGUAUUUGAAAGAAAGCUUUUCAUCAAGGGUCUACGAAUUGAUUCCAAGAAAUCAUCUACUAAUGAUCUUCAUAAAGAAUUACCAAGAGAGGAAGAAAGAACUUUUAUAGAGACCCCCGAAGAUAAUGGUGGGGGCUUCAUUUCUAAGAUUCUUUCAUUAUCACAAUACUGGCUCAAUGGGGUCACGAUCAUUUUGGAAGAUACGCAAUUAGUCAACAACGAUAUCACGAUUGAAAAAUUUGGCUUUUUUCUUUCAAUUGAUAACUCUAAACAUAUCAAGUCACUAAGAUUUGAUUCCUUUUUGAGAAAACUUCUUUGGAAUGGCCAGACCAUCAUUGCUGAUGCCAUUUUUAUAGUGAAUACAAACUUACUAAUUGGUGAAAUUAUGAAUCCUCUGAAGGAUGGACUUCAAGUAGGAUUAGAUUUAAAACUAGGUGAUUUAAAUAUUCCCAUGAAUUUAUUGAAUUUAUUUAUCAACAAGGAGAACGUUGAUUUGAUGUCCAAUGAAAAACUUCUACAAAGAUUGGCAGAUACAACAAAGGCGAAUGAAGAGCUAAAGGAUGAAGAUAUCGCUAAGAUGAAGGAUGAUCUCGUGUAUGCAAUGGAAAAAUUUGUAGAUCGGAUAAAGCCAUUGAAAGAAAUGAACGUCACCGUUGAUAAACUUCAAAUCAAAGAUUUUCCACUCACCAAUCAUCCAGAACUGCUUGGAAUGAACAAAUAUAUCAGUUAUAAUGUUUUGGUUUCUAAUAUAAACUUCAAUACCAACAGGUUCAGAAAUGAGAUGCCAGGUUAUACGUUAAUUUUUGAGGAGCGUGAUUCUCCCUUCAAGUUUAGUAUUAUAAUGGCAAGAUUUAAUAUAUAUUUGAAUCUAAAUCGAAAACAUCAAAGCCACGCCAAACAGUUGAAAAUUAUUGAAAUUCCAAAUGUUUCGAUAUUUGGCGAAACCAAUUUGUUCUCUCAAAAAUUUCGUCUUUCUAAUAACCUACACGCAAAGGAACUAGAGAACGCUAUUUUUAACAUCAAAGGUAAUAUAUCCUCCUUAACUAUUGACAUGGAUCCAGUAAAUAUUUCCUUUAUCAAAUGCUUCCUAUCAAACAUUAAAGUCUUUACGUCCUCUUGUCCGAAAAACAAGAUUUUAAAGGAGAAUUCUCAUGUAAAGUUCUUAACAAGGCGGAGAGUCCUAUUUGACUAUUUUAAGUGUUUUUUGCCUCUAAUCAAUAUGAAAUUCACCCUGGAUGAUCCCAAAUUUGUUAUCAAUGAUAAAGACGAUCUGAUCAUAGGCAAGUUUUCUGUCUUCAUGAUAAGCCAUCACUCUAAAAGAUAUACAUUGGGUAACAAUCUUAUGGAAGAAAAAGAAGAGACGCAACACAUUUUUUAUGAAAGCCAUUGGAAUGUUGAAUUACUAGAUAUGAAAUUACAGCAUAUUAUAAAACAUCAAAAAUACGAGCAUACAAUAUUAAGGGUGGACAGCAUUGCCAUAGAAGAAAAAGUUCAACUUUUACCGGAUAUAUUAUGUUCUGCAAACGCUGAUAUCGACACGCUAAUGCUAGAUUUAUCUGAACUUCCAACAAUGGUUAUGUUGAGUGAAUUAGUACACAACUUAGAUAGUCAGUUGGCAAAUGUCGAAGAGAAUUAUUUCAAAGAGUUCUAUGAAAAGUUCGCAUCUAAUUUACAAAAUAUGAAAGCUGAAUGUUCUAAUAUGGCUAAAUGUUUGAGACAGAAGGAAAUUUUACCAAGCGACUUCAUGUUCCAGCAACUACCUGAUUUUUUCGAUUAUAUUAAAAUCAAUAUUAGAGACAUAUCAUCCACCCUAGGUGCUAGGUCGGUUUUUAUGCCAAGAGAUGUUUUCUCUUCCGUUGACUCUCAAAGUUCAAAGGACCUAAUUGAUGGCAAACUAAGAAAAUACUGCAAUACAGUCGAAAAAUUGCAAAUUGCUUUAUUUGGUGACAAGACACAAUGGCAUAACAAAAUUGGCUCAAAUCACGCUACUAUGGUUAGGUCUGGUCAGCUCACAAAUUUUAGUAAAGAUAAUAAACAGAAUCCUAACCAUAAGUCCAGUAUUGCCGAUUUAGACGAUAUAUCGACUAGUGAUGCGACAGAGGUAAAUCAUCUUUGGAACAUCAACUUACUAGUAAAUGAUAUAACUACGUCAAUAAUCGGAGAGACACCCGAAGUGAGCGAAGAAUUGUCCACUAAAACUGUUUCCAAAGUUUCUAAUUUAUCAAUUAAGCUAUUUCCAGACACUGAGUCAUUUAGUAGCAAUGAAAGCGAUUCGAAGAUAAUUUUGCAAAUAAAUCACUCCAGAGGAACAUCGGUAGUAUCACUGAUGAGUAUCUUUUUGGCCGUCUCAGGAAUACACACACUGAACCAAAUAUUUGGACAUUGUAUACACCAAAAGAUGCGACAGUCUAAAACUAAACAAUACUUUCUUGCCCUCUCAGAAUCCAAAAAAAAAUCAUGUAUCAAAAGUAUAAAAUGGGGCCAACUAAAGGAGUUACUCGAAAUAAAUUUCUCUUCUGAAUAUAUCAGCCAAAUAAUCGCACUCCCAAAUGGCCUUAGAACAAAAUUUGAACCAACUUCGACAUUUAUCACAGUCAAAAACUGUAAUACAAUUUCAGUUUCAGGUCAGUACUUCAGAAUGAUGGUAGAAUCUCCAACGCAGCCAAACUUUUGGGAGAGAAUGAUCUGUAUCAAUGGAUUUAAAGUAAUGAUACACAUUGAUUUAUUAAAACAGCAAAUGAAAAAGUUAAACUCUUUACAGAAUUGGGAAAAAUUACCAUCCGCCAUAACCUUAGAAAAUGAUUCAUGGCACUUUUCCAUACCGCAUCAUUUCGAGAUGUUUAAAAUAAUAGAUUCUAUUCCAACUAUAUUUAAGAGUAUUAAACAAAUGUUAUAUUCGUUGAAAACAUCAAAAGACGAUUUGAUAAUUUUCCCCCACAAAAUAGAGACUCCUUUAUCACUGCCAAAGAUUAAACUGAAAUCUAAAAGGUGGUUAUUUAGCAUUUCUGAUGAUCCACUAGAGGCAGAAUUGAAUACUAUCUUUCAGAUCGGUUUACAAGAACAACGGGAGAGACUUGCGAAAUUACAGGAAUUCAAUAAACGCAUCUCUGAAGAUUUGAUUAAAAGUCAAAAGAACGCUAAAGAAAUGAAGGACGACUUCGAGGCAAUUGAUAACGCAAUACUAAAGCACCGUACAGGAUUGUGGGCAAAGGAUGGGAAAAAAAGAUUGCGUAAAUCCGCAACAGAUUCUGAAAUACCUCUUACCCCAGCAGCUUUGAACAUUAAUGGAAAGCGUGAUGACAGGCCUGAUAGAACGCAGUUUAUUUCUCCCGAGAUUGAAAAUGCGUACAAUACUUUAUUAGCGAACUUCUCCGAUUCAUGGAUUAAAAGGGUGAAAGAAUAUAAAGUUAAAGAACGUCGUGAGUUCGAUAAGAACUUUUCUUUCUUAUGGGGUUUCAUUGAUUAUACUAAGCUCCCCAAAGAUAUUAACAAAAAAGUUUUACCUUUCUCAACAAAUCCUUUUUUAAUGAAUUUGAUAAUUGAGAAUAUCGAUAUUGAUAUAAUAAGGCCUUCAUGUGGCAUUGAAAAUAUUCCAAACUUCAUUCACGAUGUUGGAAAAGGCGUUCCGAAGAAUACAGAAUAUUCGAUUAUGAUUCCGAUGCAUUUAGAUGCGAAAUUUAGUGAAGUAAGAUGGCAUUUGAGAGAUUAUCCCCUGCCUUUUGUUAGUAUACCUCCACUAAGCUCUACACAAAGUAAAGAAACAAUACCUAUGAGAAUUUAUGGGGAUUUUAUGAUAACAGAGGAUAUGCUUCAAUCCGACAGAGAGCUUAGAACUUUAUUUGUUCCUUUAAUACCAUCGGUAACUGUUGAAAAUACAGAUAGAUAUUACUCGUUGUUCGUGCCCAGAACAAUGACUAGCGCUAAGAUAUUCACCGAUCUAAAUUUUGAAAUAAACUCUAACCAUACAACACGAGUAACUUGGGGUGGUUCUUAUCAACCAGCCAUUCAACAAACAAUGCAAUGUUUGGAUAACUUUUCAAAGCCUCCAUUAGAUCCUUCUGUUAAACUAGGGUUUUGGGAUAAAACAAGAUAUCUUUUCCAUGGAAAGAUCAAUAUAGUUUGGAAAAAGAGGGGAAAAUUCGAAAUUUCCCUUAAAGGCGCAAAAAGUCCCUAUAUGCUUGGCGGCGAAUCAGCUGGUUUCAUAGUUGGUUUUGAUGGUAAUGUUAACUUAAAAUGUAACGAAGAUAAUGAUCCCAAAAAAUUUUUAUCCUGCAGCGCAGACAAGGUCCAUUUCAGCAUUCCCAAUUAUUUUGCAAAGCCGUUACUGGUAUGGUCUAGACCUAGUACCAAUACAAUGUUCAUUCCAAACCAGGACGAUACGAACAUGCAGAGAUAUGCUUCAUUUUACUAUUUAUUGAACACUACAUCAAGUAAAAACGAAAAAGCAGACAAGGAAAUUAUGGGAAAAUCGUUCAUUGAAAAGACAGGAAUUAAACUAUCUGGGGGUAUGACACUGGAUAUGGGUAUUCUCUUCGAAAGGUUGGGGCCUAGUUUGAAUGAGAGAACUUUUGAGUCCAAAAAGCAUUAUUUGACUCGUCUAUGUAACCCAAUUUACGUUCAAGAUCUCUCAAAACAUGAUUCAUAUGCUGGCUUUAGAAGUGACUUUAUACAUAUGUCUUUCGGGCUAUCAUCUAACUCAAACUCCGCAUAUAACGCUAUGCAACUAAGUCCCAACGGGUUCAAGGCAUUCUUUGUUUGGUGGAAAUCAUUUUCAGGAAACUUUCCCGUAAGGAGAGGGCCAUUAUUUGGUCUCCAAAGUAUCAGUCCUAAAUUUGGUGAACAUUUAUAUACCAUUUCUUACCACGCAGAUGUCUCACCAUUAUUCAUUAAUUACAUGUACCACAACGCUGAUGCCGAUCAAAUUUUGCGUAAAAACUACUUAGAAGUUGCCGAAUUUGCUGGUUUAAAGGCUAAAUCUUCUCAUUUUAUUAUGGAUCUUCAUCAAAGGAAGGAAGUAUUGACUGAAUAUCAAGCCGGCUUGAACGUCAGAAGGAGAGUUAUGAAAUUAAAAUUUCUGGCUGGUGAUGUUGUAUGCCAGGACGUGGACAUCCGGACUGUAAGUGGUGAGUUCAGUAAAUUAAACUACAUUGAAGAGAAAGAGGAUGCUGAAUAUGAUAUUUUUGAUAAUGAUAUGUCGUGGCUUGAUAUAACAGAUUUUCAAGAUGCAUUUUUCAUUAACCCUGAUAAUUAUCUUCCAAAAAUUAAGAUUAUGCCAUUUGCCUUUUCUCCUCAGUUCGCUUAUCAAAAAAGAGCUAGUUAUGGUGACAAAUACCAAGUUGAUCCGAAAACAUGCAAGCCAAUAACGCCGUUUGAUAAUCGUGUCUCCCAUGGCUGUACACUAGGGCACAAUGUUUCUUUACGUACUGACCUAGUUGAGAAACGUGUUACAGUUUUGAAGAAGUUUCGAGAGAAAUUGCAGGAGGGUAUUAGAAAAAACAAAUCAGCCGGUGUAUCAGAGGAGAAUUUGAAUGAUUUACUCUCAAAAGCAAAUUCUAGUGUGGAAAAUGCAGAAUUACUACUGAAAGACUUCCAGAAGAUAUUUAAACAACAUGAAGCCGGACAAACAGAACAGCCUUUCCAUUUCGACUCUUUAAAUCUAUUGAAAAACACCAAAAAGACCCUGAAACAAUUUGAACAUAGAUUUUUUAUUUUUAACGUACUGUUGAAAUGGAACGAGGACGCAAGAAGUGCUAUUUUCAAAUUUUUUUACUAUGCUAACCUAUCCAAUGAAUUUGCUUCUUUAGCAAGUGGCAAGGGCCUAAGGGAAUUUGAAGAUGUAAUAAAGCAAAGAGAAAUGACUGAUGAUACAACGAGUAUGGAAGCGAUACCAGAAGGAACAGACAAAGCAAACACCACUAAACAAUGUCAUAGCUGCGAUGAUACAGAGUUCACCACUGAGAACCUUUUGAAUAUAUUUGAAAAAAAUAUUACACAACUGUCUUGUGACAUCAAAAAUAAGAUACACCAUAAGUUUUUUGUCCAAUUUAUAACUCCACAAAUUCAGUUGACAUCCCUGGAAAAUCCAGAAGCUUGUGUUUUGGUUUCUUCACCCUUUUUUAUGCUAAAGACAUUGGAAUUUGAUGCAAACACUACCAGUAACACGUAUAUGCAAGAUAUUUUUUUGAAAAGACAUGGCAUUCUAUUCGGAAACGCCAAUGCCUUUUUAUUUAAUAAAAAGGAUUACCAAGAGUUUUUUGAACUAUACUUCGGCUCCAGCUCAUAUGGCCAAGAUAAAAAAGAACAGUGGCCACCAUGGCUAGGCUUGGAGUUAGGAUUCGAACCUUCUGCAUUAAAAAAGAAAGCAGUGGUUAGGAAUAUUUCUGCUCUGCUUCAUCAUCAGAAAUUAGCACCGUUUUCUGCUAAAUAUGACUCCUUAAAAGAUAAAAUAGAAGAUAAUAUUUGCGGAUACGUUCCUCAAGUUAACGUACAAGUGAAUUCUGACGAGUACCUAAUGCUGACGAAGAUGGCCUUGAAAUUAUUCCUUUAUGUAGAACCCGAAGAUGAAGAAUUGAAGAAAUAUAUUGAAAAACUAAUUAUUGGUUACGAUAUCUAUGAUACAGCCCAAACUAGAAAAUUCGUAAAUGAUUUACACGAUAGUGAACAAAUUCUAGCUGUUGUUGAAAAGGAGCUUUUAUUCAAAAGAAGCCUAUUGGACGACAUUGGAAAACUCGAUCUAUCCAAUAUUCACAACGAACGCAUGCAUCAGUUGUUGAGGUUGUAUAUCUUAAGGAAGGUUUUCACUUCAAAUGGAAACAAUUACAUUAAUAGGACUUUAGUAUGGAAUAUCAAGGUUAAUGAAACUAUCUUGCAUUUAUUAGACAAAAUUGACAAACCAUUUUUAGAUAUUGCCGUUGCAAAGCUAAACUUUCAAAGAAUCCAACACACGAUGGGAUUAAGGAAGAACACUGUAACCGUAAAAAUGAUGCAAAUAUUUGACUUAGGCGAAAAUGUUAAUUAUCAUUGUAUUUUAGGGCCUUUGAUAACAUCAAGUGGUAAUGACACAGUCGGUUUGGCGAGUGAUGUUCCGUUAGUUCAAAUAACUUGGGAUGUUGAUAAGCCUGUAGGUGGUAUUAAGGUUGUUAAAAACGUUGAGACCACUUUGUCGAGUUUGACGAUAAAAUUAGAAGAGGACAGACUAAAUAAACUUUUUGAGUGGUUAUCGUUAAAGGAGUUAAUUUACGAUGGAAACGGAGAUGACGAUGAUGGAGCUUCCAGUAUUUUUGAUAUGGUGUCAUCAGAAUCAGAGGAAGGAAAAAUUGAGUUUUCAGAAGAUAUUAGUUCUGAUUUCAAUGAAAUGUUAAAGAGAUCAAGUGAUUAUAUGAUCGUUGAAGAUCUUAAAUUGAACAGCUUCAAACUUUGUAUCAGUUAUAAGGGCAAAGGAAAGAUGAGAUUGGCUAACGUUACUAACUUUGUUUUCAAUUUCCCGACUUUAAGAUUGUCCAACCAAACUUUGAGGGUCACAGAUCUAUUACUUGCCCUUAAAAAAGUGUUAAUCAAGGUUUUAAUAAAACAUACUGGGAGAUUUAUUGGUAAUAAAUUGAAAAGAAAUUCUAAGGAGAAUAAAAUUGCUGACGACACUUCACCACUGAAGCAACUCACAACUUAUAAUUCCUACACGGAGCCUGAAGAACUUCGUUAA
Messenger RNA from Saccharomyces cerevisiae S288C, 7887 nucleotides. It is a transcript of the gene FMP27, whose product is annotated as Fmp27p. The coding region runs from base 1 to 7887 and encodes 2628 amino acids. Lineage: Eukaryota; Fungi; Ascomycota; Saccharomycetes; Saccharomycetales; Saccharomycetaceae. The transcript has a single exon. The record is from RefSeq and is marked reviewed. Gene Ontology annotation, cellular component: endoplasmic reticulum membrane; plasma membrane; mitochondrial membrane.